AUGGAUCUUCCAGAGGCGGGAGCCGGCGUCCAGAUGGACUUGGCGGCGGACGUGCUCGCGGAUAUCCUGAUGCGCCUCCCGCCCAACACCCGCCGCCUGCUCCGCCUCGUCUGCCGCCACUGGCGCGACGUCGUCGGCGCGCGCACCGCCACGAACCUGCGGAGCCGCGCCAAGACGCUCGUCGCCACCACCACGGGAUCCGCGUACAUCGUGGACGACCUAUCCUUGGCCCCGGAUCCGGAGACCAGGCACAGAGAGCUGCGGACCUUCAACGCCAAGAGCAUGGUAGGCACCUGCAACGGCCUCAUCUGCCUCUGCGAUCACGGCGGCGCCAUCACCGUGGCCAACCCCGUCACCCAUCGCCAACUGCGCAUCCCACGGCUCCCACCGCCGUGUAGCACUGACCGAGGUAAGUGCUACAAUUGGAGCCGGCACGAGGCCUACGGCUUCACGUACCUCCCGAUCACGGGGCUGUACAAGGUCGUGCACGUCCCGUGCCACGUCAACCGGUCUUCAUACGAUAGAGUCCAUGUGAUCACGCUCGGGGACACGUCGUGGCGGGAUGUGCCGGCCGGGCCCGAUGCUAAGUGCGAGCUCAGCUACGGCGUCGUCAGCGUCGACGGCGCGACCUACUGGGCGGCACCGGAGGGCACUGAGAAGAUCAUGGUGUUUGAUCUCCAGGAUGAGCGCGUGACAUCCGUUACGUCGCUGCCGUCUGUGCUGUCCAACUCCAAGAACGACGGCCGCUGGCACCUAGCAGAGGUGCAGGGGAGGCUGGGUAUCGUGUUUAGCCGUGUCUCGUCGACGAUGGACAAGACAGAGGUAUGGGUCAUGGAGGGUGCGACAGGGGGACGACAGCAUGUACGGUGGAGCUGCUGGUACAUGGUGCAGGUGAGCACGCCAACGCAGUCGCCGAGCACAAGGAUACGGCGUCUCACCUGGCCGCUGUUCGUCCAUGGCGAGCACGUCCUGACAUGGGAGUGGUCGAUGGAUGAACGAGGCUGUGUCUUGUACAGGCACACUCCGAUCAACAACACCGGGGAGGCGAAGUGCGGCGUGGUGGAGAUAACCGAGACGAAUCGGGGGACGCGGGUCACUAAUAUUGAUAUCGCAGGCUACAAUGACGACCGUCGGACGUUCGGGUACGUGGAGACCAAGGAACCGUUGAGUAUUUACAAGCCACGAACGACCCAGGUAGUGAGGUAG
Lolium perenne is the source of this 1206-nucleotide messenger RNA. Its product is annotated as putative F-box protein At4g17780. The record is from RefSeq and is a predicted model, not a curated record. Lineage: Eukaryota; Viridiplantae; Streptophyta; Magnoliopsida; Poales; Poaceae. Gene Ontology annotation, molecular function: protein binding.